GUGAUUUGUUUUGGCAUUUUAAAAGAGCAGCUGAAAUUGUGUUUAAGCGGUAGCUGUAACAAUUAAUUUAACUAUAUCGUUGUAAUAGCGCAUGCAAAUGUUAUCGUAUUUUAUCUUUCUUCAGAUUUCUUUACAGAAAGUAACAUCUAGAAAGUCAAUGAAUUGCUGUUUUUUUUUUGACUGCAACUUAAUUAGGUUUGCUUUGGGUGUUUCCAACUGAUGAUUUUUUUUUUACGUGGCUAGUUGAUUGCUUUGACUGUUUUAGUAGCAUUUAAAAUGAAAAGACGGUUAUUAUUCAAUCUUUUUUACCUUUGCAUGAUUUGGUAUUGCUUUGCGAAAAUUAAAAGAGCUGAAACAAAUAAGUUUCAAAUUAACAAUAACUAUGACGAAGAAAAAGACUUACAAAAAAGGUUACACACAUUAAAGAAGCUAAGUGAACAAGCAUCUAAACGAUUGGCAAACUUAAAUGAUUAUUCAACAUUUUAUACAAGUUUUGUCAAAAACAUAUUAAGAGUUCGAGUUCCUGGGACAGUUGGACACCAUGAAGUUAAAGAAUUUAUAAAGAAUACUCUUACAAAAUUUAAAUGGGAUGUUCAACUUGAUGAAUUCACUUCAACAACUCCUUUAGGAGACAAAAAGUUUACUAACAUUUUAGCGACUCUUAAUCCAAAAGCGAAAAGAAAGUUGGCUUUUGCUGCACACUAUGAUUCAAAGCUUAUGAAACCAGUUAAUGGAAAGUACUUUUUGGGUGCUAUUGAUUCAGCUGUUCCAUGUGCUAUGCUACUUGAUUUAGCAAGCAUUUUGACUAAAAGUUAUAAUAAGGAUUUAAACAAUAGCAAACUCAGUGAGGUUUCACCAAUGCUAUUAUUUUUGGAUGGAGAGGAAGCUUUUGUUAAAUGGGAUAAAAGUGAUUCUAUAUAUGGUGCUCGAAACCUAGCUCAAAAGUUAUCGACACAAGUUCGAAUGAAUUCUGAUAUUACAACCAAGUCAAUCACAAUGUUGGAUUCUUUGGAUGCAUUUAUAUUAUUGGACUUGCUUGGCGCAAAAGAUCCACAUAUAUUUGACAUGUAUAAUUCUACCUCUUCUUUAUACAAAAAUUUACAAGAUAUUGAAAAACAGCUACACGAAAAUAAUGAUAUUAAUAACGAAAGUCCUUAUUUUGUUGGUUCUCCUCCUAGCUCCAUAUUUAUUGAAGAUGACCAUGUUCCAUUUCUAGAAAAAGGUGUGCCUAUACUUCACAUUAUUCCAGUCCCCUUUCCAAAGGAGUGGCACACAUUAGAAGACGAUGCUGACGCGCUAGAUCCAAAGACAAUAGAAAAUCUAUUAAAGAUUUUCCGACAGUUUGCCCUUGAAUAUUUCCAUUUUUCUCCGUGAUCAUUUUUUUUAUUUUUAUUUUAAUAUUUAAAAAAAUAUAUUUUUUUUAAUCUGUCAACAAACUAUAAAAUAAUUUUUAUUUAAUUUAAAUUUAUUGCGUAACAUUUUAAUUUUAUUAUUAUUAUUUCUUUUAUAUUUAUAUAUAUUAUAGUUUUAUAAUAGGCAUUUUGAUUUUUAUUUAUUCAUUUCAUUUAAUUACAACUUUUCUUCGCUGUAACAAUAUUUACGAAAACACUAUUACUUGCGUGCAGCAAUUUCUCUUCUUCACAGCUAUUAAACACAAAAGCAGUUUUUUUAUAUAAAGUCUUUUUUAUAUAUUGUCAUAGUAGACUACUUUUGUUUAUAUGAUACAUAAUUUUAAACCAAAACGAUACUUGUUUAAAAAUAAAGUUUACUUGUUGGUGUA
Molecule: messenger RNA, 1780 nt
Organism: Hydra vulgaris (swiftwater hydra)
Lineage: Eukaryota; Metazoa; Cnidaria; Hydrozoa; Anthoathecata; Hydridae
Product: glutaminyl-peptide cyclotransferase
Molecular function (GO): glutaminyl-peptide cyclotransferase activity; zinc ion binding
Source: RefSeq, a predicted model, not a curated record